UGUAAACCCGGAGAAUGAAAUUACAGAUUUAGAAGAGAAGCAGAUAAGAUGACAUCUCUCACAGACGUUGGUUCCCGUAGUUGGUCGUCCCUUCCGCUACCUGUUUCCGGAGGGUCGUUGACGUCAAAGAAUCCUAGGAACCUCAUCACCUAUGCUCCGGCGCAUCGCAAAUGCAAUAGGUGGAGGUUCCGCUGCUCAAUUGCCAAGGAUUCCCCAAUUACUCCUCCUAUUUCAAAUGAGUCCAACUCCCAGUCAUUGCUGGACUGUGUCAUUGUGGGCGCCGGCAUUAGCGGCCUUUGCAUUGCGCAGGCCCUAGCGACCAAACACGCCGCUGUCUCUCCGGAUCUGAUUGUCACCGAGGCACGAGACAGAGUCGGGGGCAAUAUCUCAACGGUUGAAAGGGAUGGGUAUCUCUGGGAAGAAGGUCCUAACAGCUUCCAGCCAUCUGAUGCUAUGCUCACCAUGGUGGUGGAUAGCGGGUUGAAGGAUGAUCUGGUGUUAGGUGACCCAACUGCACCGCGGUUUGUAUUAUGGGGGGGUGAAUUGAAACCAGUUCCCUCCAAACCAGCCGACAUCCCUUUCUUUGACCUCAUGAGCUUUCCUGGAAAAGUCAGAGCCGGUUUUGGUGCUCUUGGAUUCCGUCCUUCACCCCCAGACCGUGAAGAAUCAGUUGAGGAGUUUGUUAGACGCAAUCUUGGAGAUGAAGUUUUCGAACGGUUGAUAGAACCAUUUUGCUCAGGUGUUUAUGCUGGCGAUCCCUCAAAACUUAGUAUGAAAGCAGCAUUUGGAAAGGUCUGGAACCUUGAGCAAAACGGGGGUAGCAUUGUUGGUGGAGCCUUCAAGGCAAUUCGGGACAGAAAUAAUACUGAAAAGCCUCCGCGGGACCCGAGGUUACCCAAACCAAAGGGCCAAACUGUUGGAUCUUUUAGGAAAGGACAAGCAAUGUUGCCUAAAGCAAUCUCAUCCAGGUUGGGUAGCAGAGUGAAAUUGUCUUGGAAGCUCACGAGUAUUUCAAAAUUGGAGAGUAGAGGUUAUAACUUGACAUAUGAAACACCAAACGGAUUUCAAAGUUUGCGGACUAAAACCAUUGUGAUGACUGUUCCUUCCUACGUGGCGAGUGACUUGUUGCGUCCUCUUUCGUUGGGUGCAGCAGAUGAAUUGUCAAAGUUUUAUUAUCCUCCGGUUGCAGCUGUAUCUGUUUCAUAUCCAAAAGAUGCAAUUCGUGCUGACCGUUUGAUUGAUGGUCAACUCAAGGGUUUUGGGCAGUUGCAUCCGCGAAGUCAAGGGGUGGAAACUUUAGGCACGAUCUACAGUUCAUCUCUUUUCCCUAACCGAGCGCCACCUGGAAGGGUUUUGCUCUUGAACUACAUAGGAGGGGCUACAAAUCCUGAAAUCCUAUCAAAGACGGAGGGCCAAAUUGUGGAUGCGGUUGACCGUGACCUACGGAAGAUGCUGAUAAGGCGUGAUGCGGGAGAUCCAUUGACUUUGGGAGUGCGGGUGUGGCCUCGAGCAAUCCCGCAGUUUCUGAUUGGUCAUUAUGACAUUCUAGAUUCUGCAAAAGCUGCUCUGAGCAACGGUGGAUUUCAAGGUAUGUUUCUUGGUGGCAACUAUGUGUCUGGGGUGGCUUUAGGUAAAUGUGUGGAGAGUGCUUAUGAUGUUGCAACUGAGGUAAGUAAUUUUUUGUCACAAGGUGUGUACUACAAGUGAGUAAAAUUUAUCAUUCUUUAUGAUUAUGGGGCAAGUAAUUUUUAUGUUUUGGCAA
Molecule: messenger RNA, 1762 nt
Organism: Lactuca sativa (garden lettuce)
Lineage: Eukaryota; Viridiplantae; Streptophyta; Magnoliopsida; Asterales; Asteraceae
Product: Flavin containing amine oxidoreductase family
Biological process (GO): porphyrin-containing compound biosynthetic process
Cellular component (GO): chloroplast thylakoid
Molecular function (GO): protoporphyrinogen oxidase activity, oxygen as acceptor
Source: RefSeq, a predicted model, not a curated record